Molecule: messenger RNA, 3554 nt
Organism: Ilex paraguariensis (yerba mate)
Lineage: Eukaryota; Viridiplantae; Streptophyta; Magnoliopsida; Aquifoliales; Aquifoliaceae
Source: the annotation of a GenBank genome assembly
AUGUCGCUGGUUGACUACGCUUCUUCAGAUGAAGACGAAGCAGCGGAGGUUGGAGAAGAAGGAGAAGAAGAGACACACCAUUUGAAAGCUCCAAAAGAGGACGUUCCAGAGGAAUAUCCACUACCUCGACCUCUUCCUCGGAACCAAUCGGAGUUGCAGUCAACUCAAAAAACAGAUAUUGUCUCUGAUCAAUCAGAGCCUUCUGUACUGAAACUUCCGGAUGCCUCACAACUCUUCAAUUCACCUACUAUGUCAUCUCAUCUGGUUAAUGGCUCAGAUCACUCUUCUCGAGUUGCAGCUGCUAUGGCUGAGAAUGCAUCACGCAAGAGAGAGUCAAAUGGACUGGCAUCCUCUUGUCCUCGUAGUAAACUUCCAAGAGGGACCUUGCCUCAUUCAAGAAGUGUUCCAGAUACAGGAGGUGGUCUUCUAGUUCCACCACAACUUAGUGGAAGGUGAGUCUUCAAAUAAUGUUUCGUAGACAUUUGCAUGUUUACUAUCUAUUUCAUAGCUUCUCUUGGAAAUUAACUCACAACUAGAUAACAGAUUGGCUACAGCUUUGUCGAAUUAUUCAUGCCUUGCACGUGUUGUCCAUUCUGUAAUAAUGGUUACAGCGCUGUUUCGAUAACUAUCCUGGUUGUGAUGUCCCAAUUCAGGUGGUAUAUUCACGCCAUUGUUGUUUUAAUUAUAGUUUUUGAGGCAACUCAAGGUUUGAGACACCCAGGAUUGCCCUUAGCUGUUUCACUUAAAAUUCUUUUGUAAAACAGAUUGUCUUCUACAGGUUUGGAGAUAAAGAUCAGAAUCCAUCUUCCAAAUUAGGAAUAUUUUAAUAAAGCUGUUUCUUUAUUUCAAAAUGUCCUAUUUAGUGGGUCUGAAUAGUUUUUCUCUGUGCUGUAGUUUAUACAUUAUUUGUUCGUGUCUCAUAUUUUUGAAUUGUUUCAUAUCACUACCCAAGCAAUCUGGACCGGAAUAAGAUAAAGGACAAUACGAUUGCUACAUCGGCAUGUAAUGGCACAUUAUAUGGAGUUAUUAAGGAAUUUCCUCUUUAGUGCACUUAUUUCUGAAAACAGAUUGUCAAAUUUGAUCAAGAAAUGCCCACGUUUCAAGAUUAUUUUAUCAGGUCAGUGCUGGUACAGAUUUGAUGAUUAGAAGAUUAGAAUUGUAGGAAGACAGACAGACUCCUGUUGGCAAAGAGUGCACCUUUUGGAAUAUUGUGCUCUUCAAUCUAGUGACAUCUCUUACCUCUGAAAGUGCACGAUGAUAUAGAUGCGGAGUUUUCUACUUCUUGAAUGUGAGAACAGAUUAAAGUAAAACGAAUGAAAACUGAUGUGUAGAUGUCCUGCUGCGGUAGCUGACCAAGGAACCUAGUAGCAAUGCAGAGCAUAGUGUGAAGGCUUUUUGUUGGGGGUGGGGGAUAGUACUACCCUAAAAAUCUUGAACUUACUUUGUUGAGGUUCUCUUUGGUUAGCUCGAGUCCAUUUGCUUCUUCUCUCUUAUAAUUCAAACCAAGGGUAUUUUUGGUCUUUUUAGUGUUUUGCUCACAUUGGCAUAUUGGCUCAGUUCAUAUCAGUGUGAGGGAUAAAUUACCAAAUACUUUAGGUUUGAUCUUGAAGUCCAGAGGCAGAACAAUGUGUUCUGCUGCUUCUGCAGAAGCUGGUCAACAGGUUCAAGGGCUGGUUGACUGGCCUGAUUCUGUAAGCCCCCCUGCCCUGCUUUCAAUUCUCUGGUUUAACUCAAAUUCAUUUCUAUUCAAUUCUAACAUGCACCAAACUUAAGUGUGUGUGCUUCCAAACAAUAUUCAACACAUAAAUCAAGUAUGAUUACAAUUCAUUCCACAAGACUUGAUCAUCAAAUAACCAUUUUUCAUAAAAUUCAAGUCUGUAAACAUAAAUAAUCAUAAAUGCCAUAUUUUGCUCAUUUAAACAUGCUUUGGGAUAAUGAUAUUGAAUGAAGAACAUUCAUGACCCGAUAUAUAGCGGUUCAGCCCACUCGGUGUAUGUCCACUUUUCCACCACCUUGGUGGGAUUACUACAUUACAUGGGAUUUUCCGGAAACCCAAACAACCAUGUGGAUCACAAGCGAACCAACCCACUAGCUUACCCGAGUAGUACUUGCAAGGCCUUUAUCCCAAAGAUUUGGUGAAGGUUUUAUACCUAGGCUAACCCACAAUCUCUACACAACUCAAAACUCUAUACUCUCAGUUAACUCAAAGAGGGCUUAUGAGCUCCCUUGGAGCAAUGCCUCUAAAUCUUGUGCAAAGCUAGGUGUGUGGCAUGUAGGAGUGUAAUUAAAACACAAAGUAGAACACAUGGUGAGAAUUUGGCUCGAGGAUGUGAGCUUCACAGUGUGUCGCCUAGCUCUCUGUGGGUAGACGGGUAUUUUGGUGAUCGUCCUCCUUUCUCUCUCUUCAAUCUUCAGGUAGCAUAGGAGAGGGAUGAACCCAACAAUUCAUUGACCUUCAACAAUAGAAGAAAGUGAGUAUUUAUAGAGGUGAGGUUUAAUGAUUAGCUCGAUGGCUAGUUUUUUGAACCUACAGACCUUGACUGGAUCUGGUCUCAGCCCAGAAAAAGGCAUUCCACUGCUAACUCCCAAACCAAGGCAAGCCGGUUUUAUGGGUGUGUGCUUAUUAUCUUGAAGUAUUUUUGAUUGUUGAAGUCGCCCUUCGCCUUGGCUCGGUUUGACCUCGUUGUUGAUGUUGGGAAGCUCCAAGUCGAAGUUUCGUACAAAUAGCUCCUUUGCAUGAUGUAUUGGUCACGAACCAUCCUAGAGCUAUUAUCCAAAUGAUGAAAUUGUCAAUCUACGAUCUUAGACCUAACACACAGCAGAUGCAAUGGGAUCAACAAUUGUAACGAUCCUCAUAUAGCCCUUGCUUAACACUAUUGGCUAGUUUGGAUACCAUGCCCUGUGAUUCCUGACUUUUGCUGGGAUAAAUGACUUCUUGAUGACACUACCUGCAAAAAUAUUUUUUUUUUUGCUUAAAUUUCUCGUUAUGUCUUUGUUUUUGGUCUCUUUUUUUUAACUCAUGUGCAUGGCCAACAACCCUCACCCAAGUAGAAAAAGUAAGUGCAAGUUCAUCAUGAGUUGGAACAAAAUUUGUAGUUUCUUUGUUAAGCAAAGCUGAGUAGAUAAAGCUUUAGUGUUUAAUAUCCUUUUUAUCCCUCUCCAGUCUUUUGACAUUUUAUUUGCUUAAAUUGUGUUCUAUGGAGAACUUUGGCAUCCAUCAAUUGUUUUGUUAUGAAAAAAAAACUUAAGUGUGUAUUUAGGAUGGAUGUGGUAAUAAUUGUUGGGAUCAUACUAUCUAUGAGAUAACCUGAACAGACGGGAAUUGAGCAUGGACAUGAUGUGCCGUGUACAUUCAGUUUACAAAGUUUUUGUUUAUUUAAUACGCCAUUUUGUACAUAAGGUGAUCUGCUUUUGUUUCAACAUUGGUUUUACAUGUUUUCUUGUAUGCUUUUUCAAUUUUGUUUUGCAGAAGAUGAUAUUUUUAUUAUUUCGAAUUCGUUUUUGGCAGGAGCAACAUUGUCACGGAAGACAUAAGCAAGCUGUUUGUAAGAAGA